Messenger RNA from Pseudoliparis swirei, 6125 nucleotides. RefSeq names its product collagen, type VIII, alpha 2 (gene col8a2). NCBI's taxonomy places the organism in Eukaryota, Metazoa, Chordata, Actinopteri, Perciformes, Liparidae. Gene Ontology annotation, molecular function: protein binding. The record is from RefSeq and is a predicted model, not a curated record. The transcript has 3 exons. The coding region runs from base 751 to 2817 and encodes 688 amino acids.
CUUUCCCCAAAUAAGCCAGUAGGAGAGGGAUCGCAGAGUAAGCCUGGGAGAUUGGAGCCCCUGGUUAUAAGUCUUGGGAGUGCUGCUUGGACCCACAGCCUUCCGCUCAAGAUACACCGCCUGCCUGACUGCCUGGCUGACUUGACUGACUGAGUCUCACUCCACUUUUACUCACUCUCUCUCCCUCUAGUGUCCUGCUCCCUCGCUCCUUCCCUCCUACUUUCCACCCUGGAGAGCGAGAGCGCACAGAUUGCGAAGGUGUUCCUCAGACCUGUGUCUGGACAGCUCGGAGACGGCACCGAGGAUUUGUCGCUCUUCUCUCACUUGCUCUCUCAUCCUCGCUCUCAAUUUCACCAUCUCUGGCAAAGGAAAGCUCAUGGAUGGACUUUUUUCCGCUGCUUGCCAGAGGCAGAAAGUAAAAGUUGAAUAGACAAUUUGCUCCACCUGCAGUUGAAAAUAUCACAUUUUUUACUUUUUGGUUGUUUUUUUCCCCCCUCCCUGCGCUUGUGAGCAACACUGGACCGACUGAGGGUGCACGCUCUUUGCCCGGGAGGACACCGUUCCUCUUUUUUGGCUGCAUGUUCAUUGAAUAUCUGAUGCCAUUGCAUCCCAUGGGAGACACGCGUGGCUGAAGCAAGGAGGGAGGCAGAAGAAAAACCCACCUGAAGCUCACACCUACCGUUGCCCUUACCCUGCAGCUCAACGCCCGGAGGAGAGAAAGUUGUUUUUGUGUGACAUCUGAAGCCUGAGAUGCUCGUGACCAUGCUGUUGGCUCCUGCCUGUGUGCUACUGAUGCUGGGAGCGCGUGCUCUAGCUGGAGGCUAUCCCCCCAUGGCCCACAUGAAGUACAUGCAGCCCAUGAUGAAAGGGCCUAUCGGACCCCCGUUCAGAGAAGGCAAGGGACAUUACGUUGAUAUGCCACACAUGAUGGAAGUCAAGGGGGAACCAGGUCCCCAAGGAAAACCUGGAAUUAGAGGCCCCCCCGGGCCUCACGGAAAUCCAGGCAAACCUGGACUGGGCAAGCCAGGUCUCAAUGGCCAGCCAGGCUCUCAAGGGCCUCCUGGUUUUCCAGGAAUCGGUAAGCCCGGACAUCCAGGGCUCCCAGGAAAAAUUGGUCCAAAGGGAAUGAAUGGGCUUCAUGGCGAGAUUGGCCCUCGUGGUGAACCAGGUUCCAGAGGUUCUUCGGGGCAGCCCGGCCUCCCUGGCCCAGCUGGCUUGUCUCUAAAUGGGAAACCUGGACUUCCAGGCAUGAGAGGCCCCUCUGGCUCUCGGGGUGAACCGGGAGGAAAGGGUCUUUCUGGCCCACCAGGUGAACGUGGGUUUCGGGGAGAGAAUGGAAAUGGAAAGCCAGGGCCUUCAGGUAUAAGGGGUCCACCCGGGCUGAAAGGCACGUCAGGACUUCCCGGUCUUCCAGGUAUCGGCAAACCCGGCCUCAAAGGUUUGUCUGGACUGCCUGGUUUUAAAGGGGAUCAAGGACUCCCAGGGGAACAAGGAGAACCAGGAGAGGCUGGGGCUCCAGGUCUACAAGGUCUGCCAGGACCAGUUGGGUUCGGGAAACAUGGGCAAGACGGACUGCCUGGAGGAAUCGGUUUACAAGGUCCAAAAGGUGAGGCAGGGCUCAGGGGUUCUCCCGGAUUUCCUGGCACUCCUGGUUAUGGAAAACCUGGUCUGAGUGGGCCUAAAGGAGACAAGGGCUACGGGGGGCUGCCUGGUCUCCCAGGGGACAAAGGAGGGCAAGGAAUGCUCGGCCCACUUGGGGAACCAGGCCUUGAUGGGCAAUCAGGACCACCAGGACUUCAAGGCCCAAUGGGACUCCCUGGAAAACAUGGAAUGCUAGGACAGAAGGGACAGCUGGGGCCCCAAGGCCCUCCAGGACUUCCUGGCCUCAGAGGUGACCAAGGCCCCAGUGGCUCUUUUGGAAAACCUGGCAUCCCUGGGGAGAAAGGCAUUCUUGGACCUCACGGUCCUGUUGGAAAACCUGGACCCAAAGGUGAUUCAGGGCAUAUUGGCCUACCUGGAAACCCAGGACUGACAGGUGUUUCAGGGCCUAAAGGCGAGGCAGGUUUUAUAGGAACGCCAGGACCCAGGGGCCAGUCAGGAAUUCCUGGUCUACAGGGUCCCAUGGGGCCCAUGGGGCCACAGGGUGGCCAUGGCCAAAAGGGUGAAUCCGGACUCCCAGGGCCUCCAGGACUGGGUAAGUUUGGAGAGAAGGGAACUAUCGGUCCCCAGGGUCCUCCAGGGAAAGCAGGCCCUUCUGGGCUGAAUGGUAACAACGGCGCUCCUGGCCUUCCAGGGCCCCCCGGUCCUCCAGGAAAUGGCCAAGCAGUUUCUGCAGGGCCAUCUGAUUCACAGUUGGAAGGGGAUGAAGUACCAGGGGACCGGAAGGGGCCUGCAUACAGCCAAGGCCCGCUCUCUGCCUCCGUGGCACCGGCCUUCACGGCCAUCCUCACCACGCCGUUCCCCCCCUCUGCCAUGCCAAUCAAAUUUGACAGAACCCUGUACAACGGGCAGAAUGCCUACAGCCCGGCGACUGGCAUGUUCACUGCUCCUUUGUCUGGGGUCUUCUACUUUGCAUACCACAUGCAUGUUAAGGGAACAAGUCUGUGGGUGGCGCUGUACAAGAACAAUGUGCCAGCUACUUACACCUAUGAUGAAUACAAGAAAGGCUACAUGGACCAGGCGUCCGGUAGUGCUGUCCUCGAGCUGAAGGAGGGUGACCAGGUCUGGGUCCAGAUGCCCUCGGAUCAGGCAAAUGGCCUCUAUUCUACCGAAUACAUUCACUCCUCCUUCUCAGGAUUUCUGCUCUGUCCCACAUAACCCUGUCCUUUCAUUCCUGUUCCUGUAUCGGCACCUCAGAGCAGCCCUAAGCCUAAAAUACCUGCAGCCGUUACAGAAACACAUAACCCAUAGGAUUCUCAAUAUUAUUGCCAUCAUCUUUAUCUGUCUCACCCUCAGCAAUAUCAGCAAGAAAAAGAACUUUGUGAAUUAAAUAUUGAAAGUUUUUAAAAGCAGGGGAAGGAAUUUCAUGCUGUGUUCUUUGUUUCAAUGUCCUUCAAAUGUAUGUGUUGGGUUGUAUUUCAUGAUGGUGUUUUUUUUGUUGCAUAUAUUAUUUUAAUUAUUAUAUUGUCAUAAUGUUAUUGUUAUUAUUUGGUCCUUGUCAUCAUUGUUGCUGUUGUUGUUGUUGUUGCUUAUUUGAUUCAGACUUAAGUGCCUUACUUUGUAAUGUGCUAGUGACAGACCUUCCCAUGUGACUGCACAUCCUGCCCACAAGCUCUGACAUCACCAGACCCUGGGGGGUGAUUGGUUCCUCUGGCUGCAGUCACAUCCCCCGUGUGUUCCUAUUUAAACCGUGUAUGGCAAUACUGACAUAAAGAGCAACAAUACAACAAAGAAAAUAUAGAAAGACAAUAGCAAAACAAGGCAUUUUGUGGCUGAAAUACUAUUACCUUUGACGUUUCUUUUGUUUGACCUUCAUGGUUCUCUAAACAAUUGCUACAUUAAAAUUAUUAAUGGGAUUAAAUCUUUGUUUUAAGAGUGAGAUAUAUAUAUAUAUUUUGACAAUUAGUUGGCAUCUCUAGGGUGCUUAUUUCUCUGCUUCUUUCUGAAUUUAGUUGGCGACCAUUUAAAGAUGACCUUUAUCUUUUUUAAAUAAUUUAUUGAACUGUCCAGAAAUGCAAUCCAAUAAACACAGUCCAAGAAUAAAUAUGACCACACAGUAUUCAACUUUAAAAAUGAAACAGGCCUGUUAAGAGUUGAUAUUGCAAACAUUGUGCUUUUUUACUUUCAGGAAAAAAAUAUUAAGAAUUAUUAUUAUGCAUACAGUCAAGGUUUACAUGGCAUGGAAUAGAUACUCAGAGAAACCGCAAUAUGGACGGUUAGGACACAACUCCAGCUGGAUUAAUGGCCCAUUACCUUGUAUUGAUCCCGUUCUUCACAUCUGCCCUGCAAAUCCCACCGCGAUGAUGCAGGCAUCCUCUUCAGGCGCUCUAACAAUGACAUCACUGCUUUCUAAUGGUAUCCUACCCAUUUAUACAUUUAGUAUCACAUAUCACAUUAAUAUUCAAAGUGAUCAAUCUCUGCUGCCAUACCAUGAAAGCUGCAUUUCUGACCACAUUUUGCAAAAUCUGUGAAGAUGCUGACUGUUUAGGUAAAAUAGGGAUGCAAAUGGUUGACAAACAAAAUACAUCCACUUCUUCCUUCAAUGCUAGUUUCUAAGCAACUUCUUGUUGCCGGGCAAACAAGAGCAAUUCUGUAUCAUUCUGAAGGAAAUUGUUUAAUAAUUCCCAAACCAUUGUGUCUAAAAUAGCUAAAUGAUCAUUUUGCUUCAUGGAACAUCUGUGGCUACAGGACGAAAUGUCUUUCAGAACAGAACAAAAAUGAAAAAUGUCAAAAAUAUAGAGCCGGAAAUGAGAAUCAAUCUGUAUUCACUCCAUAAAUAAGUAAAGGAACUGACUGAGGCCCGCAAGUUGUGAAAUACAGGUUGUGUAACAUUUAACAACCUCCUGCCAGAUUUCUGGGAGAGGUGGUGGGCCAGAGGUGAGAGAGGUGUAUGUACUCAUUUCGGUUGGAUAAGGCAUUACAGGAUACAUGCUGUAUGUGUAUGCGCGUACUUGUAUGUUCUGGUAAAUAUAUACCCUUCUGUCUGUCACUAUGUCAACACAUGUGAAUGUUUGUGUGUGUGUGUGUGUGUAUAUGCGUGUGUGUGUAGUUGUCACCCUGGCAUUCAGGUCAUUAAAACUUCAGCGAAGAUAAUCACAAACUUGAAUUAAAUUACAAACCCUGAGGAAGAGCUUAAAGUCCUGUUAAUGUUCCACAUGUAUUCUGACUCCAACAUCUCUCAGCCUGCUUUGGGCUUUUAAGAAAAAUACCCACACUGCAAAGUAAGGGAACACGUUAUAAAAUAGGGGAAGUUAAUGGGUAGAUUAUGGGAGUUGAGAUCAACAUAAUGAAGACAUUUACGAGAAAUAAAUUACUGGUUGACACUGAACACUUUUGACUAUUUUGCAUAUUGGUUCAAUGAGUGGCACACUGGUGCGCAACAUUUGUUGGGUUGUACUUAGGCACAAACAGAAAAACGACACUCUGGGGAAGUGUGCAAACAUCUUUUAUCAUAAUUGCAGAAGAGAGGACGUUUAGGCAAGAUUGAGAAAUGGCUUAGAGUACCGAUCGAUUACCGUGCCUUUACUUAUCAAACGCUAUCAUUACACUGAAUUGAUGGAGGAAUGUCAAUGUGCAGGAGGAGUGGGCCAAAUAUUGAGUUUUGCAAUCAGAAUAAAUAUUGUAUAGAAUGUUUCUAUAAAUCAUCUACCAUGCUGUGUCACGAUACAUAAACAGUAACUCUUCUGGGAAAGCAGCCCUAGGAGAAGGCCUAAUCAGUAUUUUACUCUUGCCCUUUCCGUCUCAUAAAAAAAACAAGCUACAACUGCUAUACGUAACAUUAUUGUCAUGUGAGUCUACAAGACCGUCCGAGGCUCGUUGUGUACUGUAUGUUGCCUUUUUUUGUCGCCAUCUAUUUUUGGACAGAUUAAAUGGUGAUGUGAGUUACAUGUGGCUAUAACUCUCUGUCCUUGCGUUUUGCUCGCAGAGUUUGCCCUGUGUGCAAAUCAGUCAACGAGUGUCAGUAGGAUUCACGUACCGUCUCGAUCACAAGUGUAUUUUCUGUUUUUCUUUUUUUUAAACGACACUUUUUUAAAGCCUUGCUUCGGUUUUUAAGGGAUAUUUGUUUUUUUUAGUUUCCGUAAAUACAAACGGCCAUUCCCAUUUGCACAUGAAAUUAAUGAAGAUGUAUUUAUACAUUUCUGAUAAUUUAAUAGGGAUGCCAAAACCGACCACCGAAGCCUAGAACGUAUAAAUGGUAUUUAACAGCAUUGAUGAGUUAAAAGCAUUUACGACAUGUAAUUAGCAUUCUAGAGUUGUUUGUGAAGGAUUAUUUGUUGACUUUUAUUUUCUAUUUGAGUAAUGUACAAUGUAUCAACUUCAAAGAUGUUUCUCAUACAAGGCAUGCACUCUAUGCAAUAGAAUUUGGGUAUUAAAUGCACUCUUUUUGAUCAAAGAUGUUUGUCUGCUUAUACAAAAUCUCCAGUACUUGAUUGUAUUGAUAUCACAUCAAUAAAAACCUUCUUGUA